AUGAGUAAUAGGUUUUCUAACUUGUAUUGGUCUGCGGACUAUAAAUCAGGUAUUGACAAAUUGACUCAGCAAUCACUUAGAUCUAUAAAACAACUUCAUGAAUUACGAAAACUCAUAUUCAAUUACAUGCAAUAUUUCCAUUCUAACAGUGAAUAUUUGAAUAAGUUAGGAAUUGAAACAUUUUCGUUUGAAAGCGGAUUUAGACCUGUGGAAUCUAAAGAAGCGAUAGAGUUUCCAUCAAAGAAUCGUGCUAUAAGAAAGGUUAGCGGUGGCUUCCAGAGGAGAACGGUAUCUCAGGCUGAGCGUCAUUUAGACUCUGUAAAAACACUUGAUCAUAAUGAAGCACAUAAUGCAACGGAAAAUAUUUCUGACAAGAAUAAGCCUCAUCCUACAAGCAUGUCUGAUGCGUUCGAACUCUGUGUUAAGAAUAUGUCAGAUGAAUCGCAUAUUCUAAUUAACUUGGCAUCUGUCAUAGAUCGUGAAAUUCUAGAGGGUAUUACUGAAUUUAUAAAAGAGCAUGAACCUCAGAUAAAAGAAACGUUGAAAGAAUUCGCCGAACUUGUUAGCGAUUAUGAUGCGACGUUUAAGGAGAUAGAAGCAAUUGAAGUGGAAUACGAUGAAUAUUUGAGAUUAAAGGAGUUUUCUAGAAUUGACCCACAAAAUGACAAAAGCGAUGAUGUAUAUGAAAAUUUAUCGGCUUCUAAUGAUAAUAAUGUUACCAAUUCUUCUGCAGAGAAUGUAGACGAUUCAUUCUCCAAUUCAUCACGACAUGAAGAUUUACUAGAUGGUGGUUUUGAGUUUCCAUUAGUGAUUGGAACAGUUAAAGCUAGAAAACAGUCAGAUUUAAUCUCAUUAUUACAAAAGAUGAUUGCAUCUCUUUCAACAAUAAGAAGAAAAAUACCUUUACCCGGGUACAGAAAUGAAAUUUUCAGUAGUGAUCAGUUAUGCGAUUUUCUAUUGAAACAGAGACCCUAUGGUUUGAAUCCUAGUCGUAUGAAUAUGGAAAAAUUCGGGCAAUCCUUACUUGACUUAAAGUUAAUAAUUGGCACGGGAAUCUGGUCUAGGAAGUUUAAGAGUGAGGGAAUGUGGUUUGAAUGGUCUGACCUUGCCGUUCUAAUUGCAAACCAUGCUUCAUCCGAAACGGAAAAAUUUGAGCAAAUAACAACAAAAAUCCCAAAAUUAACUAUUGAUGAUACUACUAGUAACUUCAUGAAUGGUAUGGCACAAAACACAUCCAAAAGAUUUAAUGGUUUAUUCAAUAGUGUCAAAUCAUCAAUUUUAAAAAAUAACUAUUCUGAACACUUAGAAAAUUUAGAAGCGAAAUAUAAUGAAAGUUAUCUAGAAUUGCAAGAUUUGAAACAUUUGCUUGAUCUAGAGGUGACUAAGAAGUCAUCGGCAUUGGAAAGCUUUGAAAAAAUGAAAAUCGAAAUGGUAUUCAAGAGCUUGACCAAACUACAUGAAAUUAUAUACAAUUUUUCCUUAACAACGACUACAAGAUUGCACAAAUUGACAUCUGAAUAUAUUGUAAAUAUUAACUCAUCGGCUAAUUAUGUUCAUGAGUUUAAUAAAUUGCUAGAGCAAUUUAAUACUGGCAUAUAUUUUCCCUCGACAAUUUCACCAAAUCAUUUGGCAAAUCAUCAAUUCGGUGCCAUUCAGUCAAAUAAGAACUUCCAAAAUUUGAAAUACCAAUUCAAUUUAUACAAAGAUAUACCAUUACAACCCCAAUUGGCACAAUCUGAAGAAAAUCCUAAUCGUUUAUUGAGCAUAUCGUCGUUACCAAUUUUCCUUUAUCAAAUCAUUAAUUUAAUUGAAGAACAAGAAAAUAAUGAAGAAGUCAAGAAAUGUUGGUUAGGUUCAAUAGAUCAUCAAUGUAAUUGGUCCAUUAAGGAACUGAUUAUUAAUAGAGUGAAUGUCUACGUUCCUGAAUCAGCACUUGAUGUUUCAAAGGAAUUGGAAAUUCAUAAGGACAUGUCUGGAAGGAUUAUUUCCUAUCUACGUACAUUGCCUAGCAGUAGCUUAAUCAGCUUUUUCAAGAACUGGCUAUUGGAAAUCAGUGACUCAUUGAUACCUUGUAUGGUCUUUGACUCAUUAUUAAAUAACUAUAAGGAUGAUAUGCUGGGGUCUGAUAAGCAAGCUAUAAACAAACGAAAAAAUGAAACUGCAAAGUUGAUAAGCUCAAUCCCAAGAAGUAAUUUAAGUUCACUCAUUUAUAUUAUUGAACACAUAUGUGAAGUAUUUGAGCUAGGUCAAAUACCCGGUUUUGGUUAUGCCGAUGAAAUAUCUGACGAACUUAAAAAGCCGAGUGAUGAAUCAAAAUUAAAUGAUAUAGCUGUGGAAUUGAAUUCAAUGGAAAUUAUAGGAUCUGUUCCAUUCCUUCAUUUAAUUUUAAGGCCGUCACCAGUUAAACAUUCUUCUGGCUUCAAGCCUCCGUUGAAGACAUAUAAUACUAUACUAAUGGAUUUGCUUGAUAUUGAUGUUCGGUCUAAACUAUUUAGCAGUCUAAUCUCACACGAAAAAAAUUACUUAUCUAAAAAAGAGAAUGAAAAGAAAGCCUUAAGCAUACAGGUAAAAAAAAUUGCACAACAUCCUAAAGUGGAGCCACUGGCAAACAAUAAUAUUGUUAACACUCUUCCAAAGACUCCCAAUCCAUUAAAUGGAGGAGAUAGUUUUACUUUGAGACCAUUUAGGACUAAGCCUACGCCAAAUCCUUCUCCUUCUAAUUCACCUAGACAUACACCACAUAAUUCACUUGAGACAGGUGGAAAUGAGUUGAAAGUACAUAAAAUAAGGGAAAAAACUGUGAGUGAUGAUACCAAUCUGACAAGAAGUUCUAGCGCUAGCUUUUUGGCCCCAAACAUAGAUAUUGAAUUCGAAGAAUAA
Messenger RNA from Debaryomyces fabryi, 2880 nucleotides. RefSeq lists its product as uncharacterized. Bases 1 to 2880 code for a protein of 959 amino acids. The transcript has a single exon. The record is from RefSeq and is a predicted model, not a curated record. NCBI's taxonomy places the organism in Eukaryota, Fungi, Ascomycota, Pichiomycetes, Serinales, Debaryomycetaceae.